UUGUUCAACCAUUUUUGUGCGGUAAAAUGUGGAAACAGUGUCAUCUGGUGUCGAGUAUUGUAGUUUACAAUUAUUUCAAUGGAAACAAGAAAUUGUGAUUAUUGUGAUUUCGAUGAAUUAAUUGUGGAUUAAAUUGUCUCAAGUGAUGAAAAAUUGUCUGGUUUCAAUGGUUUACGCUAAUCGAGACUUGUUUAUCUGAUAUUUGUUUCUCUUUAUUUGAUGACAUAAUUCAUGGUAUUUGUUAAAAUACUUGAAGAUUUAUGAAUCUGGUCAAUCUGUAUCAAGUACAAUUAUGAAUUCAAAUCUUGUAAAGACAACAUUAGGAUUAAAAGAGUAAUAUCUGGGAACAUUGAGACAAUUGAGACAAAUUUGGGACAAUGGAACAUGAUGGAAUUAUUCUUCACAAUCAUGAUUCGUGUCCACCUCAAAUUACUUGUUUAACUUGUCCAGAUUUAUCGUGGGGAGGUUCUUGGAUGCUCAAUAAGUUGGUUAAAAAUGUUGUACACAGUGUUUCAACCAUCUCCAGAAAAACUCAGUAAUCUUCAGUUGAUAAACAACCAACACCAAACUACAUCAUUCGACAUAUGAGAUAACGAGUGAUUGUACACGUUAGUAUAGUUUCGAAUUGUGCUUCAAUUUCUUUAUUUGUGUUACUCCAAUUCUAUGUUCCAUUGCUAAAUUGUGAUUUACAAAUCGAUUUCGUCUUCGUUAUUAACUGACUAUCAAAAUGUGUGGUAUUUUUGCUUACAUAAAUUACUUAGAACCCAAAACGCGAAAAGAGAUUUUACAAUUUCUCAUUAGCGGCUUACAGCGUCUUGAAUAUCGAGGAUAUGACUCUGCAGGAAUUGCUUUUGACAAUGCUGAAGGAAAAACGGAAAUUAUUCGUCAAAGUGGAAAAGUCAAGGUUUUAGAAAAUGAAAUAUGGUCCCGUGAUGAUUUAAGUGUUGAUCAGUCUCUUGAUAUUCAUGUUGCAAUCGCUCAUACCCGAUGGGCAACUCAUGGUGCUCCAAGUCCUAUUAACAGUCAUCCUCAAAGAUCAGACGAGAAGCAAGAGUUUGUUGUCAUUCACAAUGGAAUUGUCACUAACUAUAAAGAUAUCAAACAGUUCUUGACAAAGAAAGGACUCACUUUUGAAUCAGAGACGGAUACGGAGAUUAUUGCUAAGCUAAUCAAGCACAUUCAUGAUAACCAUCCCGAUUUAACAUUCCGAGAGUUAGUCGAACAAGUGGCCUUACAAUUGGAAGGAGCAUUUGCCCUAGUUUUCAAAAGCAUCUUAUAUCCCGGACAGUGUGUGGCUACUCGACGAGGAAGCCCGUUGUUGGUUGGAAUCAAGACCAAAUCUUCUCUUUCUUCAGAUCAUAUUCCGGUUUUAUUCAGCUCCAAAGACAUUUUGGUGCGCUUACGAAGCUCUAGCGGUUUACGUGAAAUGGAUCUUCAGACAGAUUUGAAGCGGCAAAAAGAUAUUACACCAACUGGCUUGAUCGGGACUAAAAUACAAAGAUCUGAUUCAACGACAGAAUUCACGCCAUUAAGUGAUCACGCUGAAGUUGAAUAUUUUUAUGCUUCUGAUGCAAGUGCCUUUAUUGAACAUACAAAUCGGGUUAUUUUUCUCGAAGAUGAUGACGUUGCUGCUAUUGAAGAUGGCCGUCUUACAAUUCACAGAGUUCGUCGAGAUUUUGAUGAUAAAUCACCGUUAACCCGGGAGAUUAUUACUCUCAAAUUAGAAAUUCAAGCGAUUAUGAAAGGAAAUUUCAGUUCAUUUAUGCAAAAAGAAAUAUUUGAACAGCCGGAAUCUGUUUUCAAUACAAUGAGAGGACGAGUUAAUUUUGAGAAUGAAACUGUUAUCCUUGGAGGAAUUAAAGAUUACAUUCCAGAAAUAAAAAGAUGCCGUAGGCUUAUCUUGAUUGGCUGUGGGACAAGUUAUCACAGCGCUAUUGCAACACGAACUAUUUUAGAGGAAUUGACUGAAUUACCUGUCAUGGUCGAACUUGCUAGUGAUUUCUUGGAUAAUGAAAGACCCAUUUAUCGUGAUGAUGUUUGUUUCUUCAUAUCUCAAUCUGGUGAAACAGCAGAUACUUUGAUGGCCUUAAAAUACUGCAAGCAACGCGGAGCACUGAUUGUUGGAAUUACCAAUACCGUUGGAAGUAGUAUUUGUAGAGAAAGUCAUUGUGGUGUACAUGUUAAUGCAGGACCCGAAAUCGGUGUCGCUUCAACCAAAGCAUAUACUUCACAAUUCAUCUCUCUUGUUAUGUUUGCAUUGGUUUUAAGUGAAGAUAGAAUCUCAAUGAGACCACGUCGAACUGAGAUCAUUCAAGGAUUGAAAAUGCUACCAGAUCAGAUCAAUUCUGUUUUAAAACUAGAUGACCAAGUCAAAGCUAUAGCUGAAGAAUUAUACACUAAAGGAUCAAUCAUGAUUAUGGGUAGAGGUUAUAAUCAUGCGACUUGUUUGGAGGGAGCUCUCAAAAUCAAAGAGUUAACAUACAUUCCAUCAGAAGGUGUACUCGCUGGUGAGCUUAAACAUGGACCGCUCGCAUUAGUUGAUGAAGCCAUGCCAGUCAUAAUGAUUGUCACACGUGAUAAAGUGUACACCAAAUGCAUGAAUGCAGUUCAACAGGUUACCGCUCGAGGAGGUAGACCAAUUGUUAUAUGCGAAGAAAACGAUAAUGAAACUCCUACCAUGGCCUACAAACAUCUUAAAAUCCCUCACGUUGUUGAUUGUUUACAAGGAAUUCUAACCGUUAUUCCAUUGCAGCUCCUUUCAUAUCACAUUGCUGUACUUCGUGGAUGCAAUGUUGAUUGUCCAAGAAAUCUCGCCAAAUCUGUUACUACAGAGUAAAGUAAUAAGACAAGAAUGAAUCUGUCUUAGAAAGUACUUCAAGACCAUAAAAAACUCCAUGGGAUCAAGGUUCUUAGAGUGUCAAUUGUGAUUAUUACCUUUCAAAUUCACCUAAAAUACAGGAAACUGAAGGGUUUAAAUUUUCUUGUUUUUACUUCCCAAGUUAACUAUUAUCUAUUAACCUUGCAAUUUUAACACCUAUUUUUAACGCAUUACUAUUUUUACUUUAAACCUUUUCUUUCUAUCUUCUGCUGGCCAAAUGAUGACUUUAUCGACGGUAGAAGAUUAAAAAUAAUCCUUUUGAACAACAGUUCACCCUGCCAAUCAAAUUGUCUUUGUUGCACUAAGAAAAAUAACUUAUUUUUUGUAUUCAAAAAUUGGCGAUUUAAUUUUGUUAACCGUUCGAUAAUAAACAAAAACAUAAAAAAGUA
This is a messenger RNA of Tetranychus urticae (two-spotted spider mite), 3267 nucleotides long. Its product is annotated as glutamine--fructose-6-phosphate aminotransferase [isomerizing] 2. Gene Ontology annotation, biological process: fructose 6-phosphate metabolic process; protein N-linked glycosylation; UDP-N-acetylglucosamine metabolic process. Gene Ontology annotation, molecular function: carbohydrate derivative binding; L-glutamine:D-fructose-6-phosphate transaminase (isomerizing) activity. NCBI's taxonomy places the organism in Eukaryota, Metazoa, Arthropoda, Arachnida, Trombidiformes, Tetranychidae. The record is from RefSeq and is a predicted model, not a curated record.